Molecule: messenger RNA, 2649 nt
Organism: Rhopalosiphum padi (bird cherry-oat aphid)
Lineage: Eukaryota; Metazoa; Arthropoda; Insecta; Hemiptera; Aphididae
Product: erbin-like
Exons: 11
Coding region: 106-1806 (566 amino acids)
Biological process (GO): neurotransmitter receptor transport, endosome to postsynaptic membrane; neurotransmitter receptor transport postsynaptic membrane to endosome
Cellular component (GO): postsynaptic membrane; adherens junction; postsynaptic density
Molecular function (GO): protein binding
Source: RefSeq, a predicted model, not a curated record
CGGUUAUCAAACAUUCACAUUUUUGAAACAGAUUCCCACCAAGUUGUGUCCAUCGAAUUUUUUUGAUUUCUCUAAUUCUGUUUCGUGAUCAUGUUUAACCGAUGAAUGAAAAUCAUGUCUCUUUUAUCAUGCUUUGGUCGAAAAAGUACUAACCACCAAUAUGAAGAAUAUAUUGAUUUUAUUGAUAUGAACAACACGGAUCUAGUUGAUGUACCAUUACAUAUAUUUCUAUAUGAAAGAACCUUAGAAAAGUUAUUGUUAUCUUCCAAUCAUAUCAAAGAUUUACCUUCACCUUUAUUUCAUUGCUGUCAGCUAAAAGUAUUACAUAUAAGUGACAAUAGAUUAGAACAUCUUCCAAAAGCAAUUGGAUCAUUGGUUAAUCUUGUCGAGUUAGAUGUGAGCAGAAAUUAUUUAUCAACAAUUGACGAAAACAUAAAGAAUUGUAAAAAGCUUUCUAUUUUAAACUUAAGUGCCAACCCUAUUUCAAUAUUCCCAAUACCUUUGACACAAGUAUUGUCUUUAGAAGAACUCUGUUUAAAUGACACACAAUUAGAAUUUAUACCAGCAAACAUUGGUAGACUAAUUAAUCUAAGAGUAUUAGAAUUAAGAGAUAAUAAAAUAACUCAAAUACCCAAGGCUGUUUCACGUUUGAUGCAAUUAUAUAGACUUGACAUCGGACAAAAUGACUUCAUCGAUUUUCCUACUGCAAUAAGUGAUCUUUAUGGAUUACAUGAGUUGUGGAUUGACUCCAAUGAUAUUGUGGACAUUCCUUCUGAAGUUAGCAAUUUACAUGAAUUAUGGUAUUUUGAUGCUAGUUAUAAUAGAAUAUCUAAAAUUGAUCAAGAUAUUCAAUAUUGUUCAAAAUUAAAAGACCUCCAUUUAUCAUUUAACAAUUUAAAAAGUUUACCAAAUUCAAUGAAGCAUUUACAUGAUUUAGUCACAUUAAAGGUAGAUCAUAAUUGUUUGAAACAAAUGAAUGGUAUUUUUGAAGGUUUACAAUGUUUAGAAGAACUUGAUGCUUCUUACAAUUGUUUAGAAACUUUAUCACCUACUGUUGGUUUAAUGAGAAGAUUAAUUACUUUACGUUUGGAUGCCAAUCGAUUAACCAGUUUACCAACUGAAAUUUGUAGUUGUAGAAGCUUAAGAGAACUUAGCCUACGAUCUAAUAAUUUAUCAAGUUUGCCUGACGGCAUUGGAAGCUUACAAAAUUUAGUUGUUUUAAUGCUGACACAAAACAAGAUUACAAAUCUGCCCCUCUCAGUUCUUAAGUUAAAAAAUCUAAAUGCACUUUGGCUAUCAGAAAAUCAAAGCAAACCACUGACACCUUUACAAAACGACUUUGAAGAUGAGACUGGAAAACAUAUUUUAACUUGUUAUUUAUUACCACAAAGGGAAGAGAGUUAUAUGGAAAUUAAAGAUCGGAGUCAUAAACCUCUUAAAACAAAUACAAGAAUCAGGUUUACUGAAGAUUCUGGUUUAGAAGAACCAGGAAAUUUAAUGAGAGUUCCUACACCACAUCCCAAAAAAAUGAGAGCAUUUGCAAAAAUGUUAUUGGAAAGGAAAAAGAAAAAUAAUGAACUAUCAAAUGAAUUUGAUAGACAACUUUCAACUGAAAUUGAUAAUUGUACAAUAAUAGAUCAAGAAGCGGAAAAAAUGGAACAACUUUAUCAAAUGAAAAAUUGUGUGAUUGAACCAGAAAAAAUAUAUGAACCAAAAGUAAACACACAAAGAGUUCCGCCACCUUACCAUAUUGCAGCAGCUUACUCAAAACAAGUAUCAUUUUUUAAUAAUGAAAAUCUUAGCUGAGGUAAAAGUAGGUAAUUAAAUGAAUAAAUAUGUUUGAGAUAGACAUAAUUAUUUUUAUAUGAUCAAACUUUACUAAAACUUCCUAAUCAAGAAUGUGUUAAUUGUAAAAUAUUUUUUUUUAUAACUAAUAUUUGUUACAUGAUUUUUAACAAAACCUAUUUUUAAAUUGAGAUUUAUAUUUGCUUUUAUUUUAUUUUAUAAUUUGAAAAUGUACUAACCCAAUUAAAGAUAAUUUUAACAGCCUAAUUUUUAUAAAUCAAAAAUACAGUUUUAUUUGAAACCAUUAAUGUUAAAAGUAAGUGUAAUUUAAAAUAAUUAAUUUAACUGUAAAACAUCUAUCUUAGUGAUGUUUAAAUUUGUAUGAAUGGUUUCAUGUAUUUAAUUUUUGGGCUUUAGUUAUAAAGCUAUAACUUAAAGAUUAGAAAUUAAAAAUGUACCAGUACCACUAUAGAAUCAAAUUUAGUUAUAGUGUUUUCUCAGUAAAUACUAACACAGUAAUUUGUACUAUUUAUCUCAUUUUUAAGUUCUAUUGAUGAAUAUGACAUUUAGUGAGAUUUUUGUAUCUAGCUGUUAACAAAGUACAAAUUAAUACUUAACUCUUAGAUUUUAAUUUAAAUAUUUAUUAUACAACCCUAUUGUAAACCAACAAUUGUCAAAAUGUAUGUCAAAACUUACCAAUGUAAAAUUCUUUUAUUUUCAUUUUUUAUUGUGAUUUUUAAUCAUACUUUAACAAUGUAUGUGGCGUUGAUUAAAUUUUAACUCAAUAUUGUAAUGUUUUGAAUUGACUAUGUAUUUAUUGAAAUGACAUAAAAAUAUAUUUUAUAUACAUUAAAUAUACAUUAA